AUAUCAUGUCUCUACUUCGUAGAUGGCGCGAUUUCUAGCUACUGAGUCGUCGCUGAAAUUAUCAAGAGUCCACCAAAGCGAACAAGUGUUGUUCAGCGUACUAUCUGCUACUACUGCGUUCAAAAUCGUUGGUCGUGCGCGUAAAGCCGCAACAGGCACGGAUCAGUUCGGACGUGUUUUGUCCGGAAGGAAAAUUUUUUUUUAAUAACUAUUGCGACUUUUACUGUCUGCAUUGUGUUUUUAUUACAUCGCAUUUUUAUUACGACGACAUUACGGCUAUUGACGUCAAGUGGUUUUUACGCCUUACGGCUAUUUUACGACAAGUGGUUCGCCCUGGCUAUAUAUAGAGAAGUAUUGCUGACAGGCUGUAUUUUGAUAUAAAAGAAGAAGAAGAAGUUGGUCGUGCGCGUGUCUGCAGAGCUAGGCGCACAUAAUAUUAUCGCUGAAGCGUUCACUAUCGUCGUGAUGGCGAGCAGUUGCAGCCAUAGCGUCAUGGAUCACGCUUGGAAAAAGCUGUCCAACGACGACAAGUUAUAUGCAGCGUCACAGUUGAACGAGACCGACAAGAAUAGAGAGAACUCCAUCGCGGAGAUCAGACGCUGGAUCCAGGAGAACGAUGACUUCCGCGGACAAUUCGAUGACUUCCUUAUCCUGCGAUUUUUGAGGGUUUGCAAAUUUAAUCUUGAAAAAACCAAGAUCAGGAUUCAAAGCUAUUACAAACAACGAUCCGACGUACCAGAAUGGUACAUGAAUAAGGAUCCAUAUCUUCCAGAACUGCAAGAGCUGCUUGAUAUGGGUUUUUGUUUGCCUCUGCGGAAUCCGGAUGAUCAAGGAAGAUUAGUUAUUCUUGUGCGCAUCAUAUAUGACCCGACAAGACAUGAAAUAUCAAACCUGGCUAAGAUCUUUUUGAUGGUGUUGGAAACGGCGAUAAAACAUUAUCCCGCGGCAUCCAUAUAUGGCUACACAUUGUUCAUGGAUUUUGCCAAUACAACUAUACGUCACAUUGCUCAAUACCGACCCUACAUUUUAAAGAAUUCGGUUCGUUUAUGGCAGAAUUAUCCCAUGAGCGUCAAAUUAAUUAACAUAUUUAACGCCCCGUUAAUCUUCGAAGUGACUGCAAUGAUUUUGAAAUCUUUCAUGACUGAGAAGUUGAAGAACAGAUUCAAUGUCCACUCAGACAGUACGGUGCAUAACUGUUUGAAGGAUAUUCCAGCCAACAUCUUGCCCGUCGAAUGUGGCGGCACUGAUGGUACAAUCCAAGAAUUAACAGAAUACUGGAAGAAACUGAUCGAGGAGAAUCGCGACUCGCUUUUGAAUGAGGACGACAAAAUCGUUUCAAAACACUACAUGCAGAAUCGUUUGAAGGAUAAUCCAGCUAACAUCGAAUAUGACGGUACUGAUGGUACCAUUCAAGUAUUAACAGAACGUUGGAAGAAGCUGGUCGACGACGAUCACGUCUGCCUUGCGAAUGAGGAGAAUGAGGAAAUCAUUACAAAACUCUAAAAUCAACAAAAAGUACUUGCUUUUUUUAACACAUGUAUAGAUAUAUUUAUGAUCGUUAUAUAGCUCGUAAGUUUUGUCUGUUUUGUGUUUUGAGAUAUAAAUAAUUAUCUUCCUUUUUUUCUUUCUGCGCAAAUAGAUUUAUCGGUAAUAUGAAAUUUUUAAGAGUUUUGUAGGUGGUCUUUUUUUAAAGGCGAUUACGCGGGGAUCUUUAAAAGCUUAGCAACGCUAGAGAACGUUUGCUUUUAGCGAGCUUGAUUUUCUUUUACCAAAUGUAUGCCGGGCUUCGUUGUGUUCUUUACGAGGGUGUUGUAGAAAAAAUAAAUUUUUUCUUUUUUUUUUUCAUUGUGCAGAGCAUA
Temnothorax curvispinosus is the source of this 1859-nucleotide messenger RNA. RefSeq names its product retinol-binding protein pinta-like. The record is from RefSeq and is a predicted model, not a curated record. The transcript has 6 exons. NCBI's taxonomy places the organism in Eukaryota, Metazoa, Arthropoda, Insecta, Hymenoptera, Formicidae. Bases 466 to 1503 code for a protein of 345 amino acids. Gene Ontology annotation, cellular component: membrane. Gene Ontology annotation, molecular function: phosphatidylinositol bisphosphate binding.